Messenger RNA from Salvia hispanica, 4242 nucleotides. RefSeq lists its product as uncharacterized. Lineage: Eukaryota; Viridiplantae; Streptophyta; Magnoliopsida; Lamiales; Lamiaceae. Gene Ontology annotation, biological process: actin nucleation; actin cytoskeleton organization. Gene Ontology annotation, molecular function: actin filament binding. The record is from RefSeq and is a predicted model, not a curated record.
CCACUGCUUCAGCUUCUUCCCCUUUUCACACACACUCAGUACUAGUGUGCAGAAAUGUGAAAAUUUCACACACUCACUCACACACCCAAAGCUAAAAAAAACACACCACAAAAUGCCCACCGCCGCCGCCUCCACCCUCUUCCUCCUACUCUUAUCCUUCACCCUCCGCCCCUUAUCCUCAACCCUCGCUCCCCAGCCCCGCCGCAUUCUCCACCAACCCCUCCUUCCCGAAGACUCCCCCCCAUCUCCGCCCCCGGCCCCCUCUCCCCCAAAAUACCCCUUCACCGCCUCUGCCCCCUUUUUCCAAUCCUACCCCACCCCCCCUCCGCCCCCCUCCCCGGCCUCCUUCGCCUCAUUCCCCGCCAACAUCUCCUCCCUCACCGUCUCCGCCCCCUCCAAACCUAACUCCACCUCCUCCAAGCUCAUCAUCGCCGCCGUCGCCUCCGUCGUCGCCGCCAUCGCCGUCGUCUCCCUCGCCGUCUUCCUCCACCUCCGCCACCGCACCGCCUCUCCUCGAUCGCCUCACUUCGAUCAAUCCAAACCUCCGAAUUCCGAUACCAGCAGCGUGGUUUCGUUCAAUCAGGCUCAGGCUCCCAAUCGCCGCCAUAUUCCAAAGCUUCACCGGCCUUCGCAAUCCAGCGCUGAGUUCCUCUACCUCGGCACUUUAGUCAAUUCACACGCCCCUGCUCCUGCCCCCGCCGCUGCUACUGCAACUACAGCUAAUUACAGUAAUGCUGCUGAUUCGCGGAAAUUGGACUCGCCGGAGCUCCGUCCGCUGCCGCCGCUGAGCAUGCGGCCGGUCAACAAUGCUGAAGUUAUUUCGAGUAAGGAUGAUGAGAGCGAGGAGUUUUACUCUCCUAAAGGCUCCAUUAAUGGCUCGAUCGGCAACGGAUCAGCUUCUAGGAGAACUUUCGCCGCCGUGGAAGAGGAGAAUUUCAAUGGCUCCACUUCGAAUUCUUCCUCUACAUACUCUUCUUCUAUCCAUGGAUCGGGCUCUCCGGCGCCGUCUGCGUCGUUCUCCCUUUCUCCGGCGAAUACUCAGAUUCCGACCAAUUCGAUCCCUAAAUCGCCGGAUUUAAUCGAGAUUCAAACUGUUGCACACUUGCCUCCGCAAAUGCCGUCGCCGCCGGAGGCGCGGGGUUCGGUGAUUCAGGAAUCUGCAUCGCCGAUCUCAUCUUCUCCGAGUGUUUCGAGUGUUUUAGAUCAGAAACCGGAGUCUCCAGCUAGAAUCAAUAGCUCUAAUCCAGCACCGGCGGAAACAAGAGAUUUGGACCCUCAGUCAUCUCCGUCGCCGGCUACAUCAUCCUCACCGGAACAGUCGCCGAGGAAUUCUAAUGCUUGGGAUCGAAAUGUGGAAUCUCCAGCGAGAAGUAACAGCGCUCUAGAAAAUGCGACACAGUUUCCACUGAGUUCAUCGCCUAGGGAUUCGAAUGUUUCGGAUCGAAACUUGGAAUCUCCAGUGAGAGAUAGCAGUCUUCUCGAGCAUACUUUUCCAACUCCACCAGAAAUACGUAAUUUAACGGUUCCAGAUUCUGCAUCGCCAUCGCCGUUGCCGGUGAAUUCAUUAUCGCUAGAAAGACGCCCGACAUCGAGUGCGGAAUCAUCGCCGAGAAACUCAAAUGUUUCAGAUCAGUUUGAGGAAUCGUCCGCGACGGAAUCUGCAUCUGAAGUUACGCCGAUUUUCAACGUUUGGUAUUGGAAUGAGGACUCUCCGGUGAGAAACGUAGCUGAAAUGAUAUCCGAAUCUGCACUUCCUUUGCCCUCAAUUUCACUCGCACCAGAAAAUUGCUUGAUGAGAAGCGAGGAAUCAUCUCCGAGGAAUUCGGAUGCUUCCGACCAAAUAGAAUCUCCGGUGGGAAUCAGCAGUUCCGAACAGCACAACUCAACUUCCAUUCCAACAGAGAUGGCAGCUUUAGUGUUGCCGGAAUCUACAUCGCCGUUGGCUGAGGAUUCAUAUUUGAGCAGUGAGGAAUCAUCGCCUAGGAUUUCAAAUAUUAGCAAUCACAACGCGGAACCUCUAGUUGGAAUCACCAGUCCUGCAAUGCACAACUCCGAUGCACUUCCGGCAUCACCGGAUAUAGAAGCUUUGGUAUUGCCAGAAUCUGCGUCGCCAUUGGCCUUCAUACCACCAUCUCCGGUGAGAUAUUUGAGUAGUGCUGAAUCAUCGCCGAGGAAUUCAAAUGUCUCUGAUCCGAUGGGAUUCAGCAGCCCUAAAAACCGCAUUUCCGGCGAAAUCCGGACAUCUUCACCGGAUAUGGAAGAUGUAAUGUUGCCGGAAUCUCUAUCGCAUUCACCACCAGAAAAUCAUUCAGGGGAAAAUGAUGACACGUCGCCUAGAAUCUCAAAUGCUUCCAAUCAAGAUGUUGAAUCUCUGGUGGCGUCUCCGGCAAGGAUCAGCAGCCCCGAGCUUCAUGAUCUGCCGCCAUUAUCGCAGGAGAUACACCAGAGAGAAAGUGAAGAAACACUUCCAACCACAUUGAAGGAUUUUGAUCGGAAUAUGGAGUCUUCACCACAAUACAUCCCUGAUGUCCUUCCAUCUGCUCCGCCCCCAGUGCCGCCAGCUUUAGCCAUCCCUCCACCUCCACCUCCUCCUCCGCCCCUGCCUCAGAGCAAAGCAUGGCUAAGCCCAACAACCCCAACCCCGGUAGCAGCCAAGAAUCCUCUUCAUCCACCCGCCUUGAUCAAUCCACUAAAACCAAUCGGCUUUGAAUCUUGCACGUCGAUAUCUCCAAUGCAGCUUCCCUCCGAUAACGACGAAGACGAGUUGAAUCCCAAGCCAAAAUUGAAGGCAUUGCAUUGGGAUAAAGUGAGAGCUAGUUCUGAUAGGGAGAUGGUGUGGGAUCAUCUUAAAUGCAGCUCAUUCAAAUUGAACGAGGAGAUGAUCGAGACGUUGUUUGUUGUCAACACUCCGAAGCCAAAUCCAAAUCCAAAUCCAAAUCCAAACGAAGCAAGCAGGUGGCAAGUUCUCCCCCCUCCGGGCCAUGACAGUAGCGACAAGGUUCUUGACCCGAAGAAAUCGCAAAACAUUGCCAUCUUGUUGAAGGCACUCCAUGUCACUGUGGAAGAAGUUUGCGAAGGCCUUUUGGAAGGCAAUGCAGAGAUUCUCGGGGCUGAACUUCUUGAGAGUCUGUUGAAGAUGGCUCCGAGCAAGGAGGAGGAGCGUAAGCUGAGAGAAUACAAAGAUGAGUCCCCGAUUAAGCUUGGGCCUGCGGAGAGGUUCUUGAAGGCAGUUGUCGACAUACCUCACGCUUUCAGAAGAGUAGAAGCGUUGCUCUAUGCUUCCAACUUCGAAUCCGAGGUUGACUACCUGAUAAAGUCAUUUGCGACUUUGGAGGCCGCCUGCGAGGAGCUGAGGACGAGUCGGAUGUUCCUGAAGCUUCUGGAAGCAGUGCUGAAGACGGGGAACCGGAUGAACGUGGGGACAAACCGCGGUGAUGCUCAUGCUUUCAAGCUCGACACACUCCUCAAGCUCGUGGAUGUCAAGGGGGCAGACGGGAAGACCACACUUCUGCAUUUUGUCGUGCAGGAGAUCAUAAGGAGCGAGGGCGCCCGUCUCUCUGGUGAGGUGGUGGUGGAGGAAUUGUCGGCAAGCAGUGACGCCAAGUGCAGGAAGCUCGGCCUCCAAGUUGUGUCAGCUCUGGGUUCGGAGCUCUCCAGCGUGAAGAAAGCCGCUGUGAUGGACGCGGAAGUGCUCAGCACCUACGUCGCCAAGCUUGCAAAAGGGAUGAGAAAUGUCAAGGAGAUUCUUGAAUUGGAUGAAAGCAGCAAUAGAUUUGCAGAAUCCAUGAAUGGCUUCUGCAAGAAUGCAGAAGAGGAGAUUUGCAGGAUUCAAGCACAGGAGAGCUUAGCACUUUCUUUGGUGAAGGAGAUAACUGAGUACUUCCAUGGAAACUCGGCGAUGGAGGAGCCUCACCCGUUCCGGAUCUUCAUGGUGGUCCGGGACUUCCUCACGGUGUUGGACCGCGUGUGCAAGGAAGUUGGGAUGAUCAACGAGCGAACCAUCAUCAGCUCCGCCCACAGGUUCCCGGUCCCAGUUAACCCGAUGCUGCAGCAGGCGACAGGGACGUUUCAGAGGCGGCAGCACGCCUCGUUGGAUGAUGAGAACCUUCCCCUCAAUGUGUAGGCGAGUCUGGUGAUGGUUAUCCGUGGGCAUGUUUGAUGUGUUAAAUUCAUAGAUAAUGUGAUAUUAUGUAGCUAUAACAGAUAUAGAUUAAAGAGAUGAAAAAAAUAUUUAUUUUUCCA